AGGCGAAGGUCAGCAGUAGCGCCCAAAGUCUGCUGGCGCUGCAAGAUGACCUUGCAGCCUCUCGAAGAGCACAAGACGCACUUGACCAGGAGCGUCGGCUGAAGCUGCUGGAGACUUGGAGGCAGGAGGAGGUGCAACAAGUCUUGAGCCGCUACGACCAGAGGAUCGAGUCCCUGACCCACAAAGUGGCGACGGAGGAGCUCCAGAAGACCUUCCAGCCGUUGACCACAGAGGCAAAGCAGCUGACCGAGCAGGUGACCGUGCGGGUGGCAAAUCUGGAGGAGCAAGUGACGCAAAGCCAGGCUGGCGGCGGCGCGGAAAGCGCUAGGUACGUCCAGCUGGUGGACGGGGGAAGCAAUUUGAGUAAUUUGAGUCAGACAAUAAGUGAAC
Molecule: messenger RNA, 390 nt
Organism: Durusdinium trenchii
Lineage: Eukaryota; Dinophyceae; Suessiales; Symbiodiniaceae
Source: the annotation of a GenBank genome assembly